CGUACUUAUGUAGUCGAUUAUGACCAGGUUCUACCAUAUCAACUGAGUAAAUCUUGAUACGGCGUUAAAAAAGGUCGAGGACCUACUGGCUUAUGCAGUACCAGGCUACAUUAAUCCUAUUACUUAUCAGCUUUGACCGACUCUCCUACCAAAGACACAUGAACCUGAGAUAACAAACACAUAGAAUCAAACCACCACCCUCCCAUCUUCCCCUCCAUACAAAAUGAACCAAGCAAAACGAGUAAUUCUCCGCAUACCAGAACCCGACUUCAACCCCCAUGACCCCUACGAAGCAGUUCGAUUAUACCUUGAAAAGAACGGUCGCUCAGCCACAGAACUUGAAACUGGCCGUCAUUUCAUUCAUAUCCAACCGUCGAAUUCGGAUAUAACCCAAAGAAACCCCAAAAUCUAUAUUAUUAUGGAUAUUGAAAAGGACUGUUUCUCCGGGCCAAUCCAUCAUGACUUCCCGCAUGAAAUAUAUCGUAUUUGUCGCGUUGAUAAUAAAUUGAUGAUUGGCAUUUACCGGGAUAGUCCCUGGUAUAGGAAUUUUUAUCGCGAGGUGCGCAAAAUUACGGACGAGUCAUAUCCUUGGGGAAAGACUAGACGUGAUUGUAUAUUGUCUGGCGAUGAGGAGAUACCUGCUUCGGAGAGUUGAAAGUAGUACUGUAUGUAUGUACUGUAGGGGUGAGGCUACAUUUUACUGUCCACAGAGGGGUUAUAGUUUAAUCUCAUAUAUAGAGCACAAAUAUUGGCCAAUGCAGCUGUGGCAGUUUCUUGAGUAGCUUAAUGAACUGGAUAACUAUCAGGUUCUUUUGUAACCAAGAAAGGUCAGCGGCGG
Molecule: messenger RNA, 838 nt
Organism: Paecilomyces variotii
Lineage: Eukaryota; Fungi; Ascomycota; Eurotiomycetes; Eurotiales; Thermoascaceae
Exons: 2
Coding region: 224-655 (143 amino acids)
Source: RefSeq, a predicted model, not a curated record